Molecule: messenger RNA, 3980 nt
Organism: Lagenorhynchus albirostris (white-beaked dolphin)
Lineage: Eukaryota; Metazoa; Chordata; Mammalia; Artiodactyla; Delphinidae
Gene: AFMID
Product: arylformamidase
Exons: 13
Coding region: 588-1508 (306 amino acids)
Molecular function (GO): arylformamidase activity
Source: RefSeq, a predicted model, not a curated record
GCACUUGUACUGGGCAAUCUGGAAGCGACGGACCCGUCUCAUCAGCUCAGUACUGCAAGGGAAGCAAAGGCACCAGCGCUUGACUCUUCAGUGUGGAGAGUAACUACGCUCCUGGGCCAUCUAAGGAAACAAUCAUACACUGCAAGGAAGCCAUAGAUACUGCACGGCGCACAGAGCCUGGCCACCGUAGAUGCACCCGUCAGAGAGGGCUUUAGUGAGGGGCUAAACGGGAGAUCACAAAUCGAGGGCCCGGCCGCCGCCGCCGCCGCCGCCGCCGCCGCCGCCGCCGCCGCCGCCGCCGCCGCCCUGCAGGCUCUCGUCGGUUCCCGCGCCUUGCUUCUUUAUCCCCGGCGCGCGGGCCAAUCGGGAGCCGGCGCCGCCGGCCCGGAGCCAAUCAGCGUGCGGCUGUGGGACCGGCGGGAGAUUUGACCUCAGCCCGCCCCCUCGUGGGAGGGACCGGGAACGCGCGCACCAGGCUCAGCUCACCAGGGCGGUGGGCGCGGCUCCCAGGGACGGGGCCUGACCAGAGCCCCGCCCUCCUGGCAUAAAAAGGCGGCCCGGCCCCCUGUCGGCUCGUACACAGCGGGAUGGACGGGAUGGACGACUUGGACGGAGGUCCUGAGGGCGGGGCUCCCUGGAAGAGGAUGUCUAAAGAGGAGCUGGAGAAUCAGUACUCUCCCAGCAGAUGGGUCGUCCGACUGGGAGCAGAGGAGGCCUUGAGGACCUACUCACAGAUAGGAAACGAAGCUACCAAGAGGGCCCAGGCCACCGGGAGGAACCUGCUCGAUGUCCCCUAUGGAGAUGGCGAAGGGGAGAAACUGGACAUCUACUUUCCUGAGACAGUGUCUGAAGCCUUGCCGUUCCUCGUGUUUUUUCAUGGAGGAUACUGGCAGAGCGGAAGUAAAGACUCGUCAGCCUUCAUGGUCGGCCCACUGACAGCACAGGGAGUGGCUGUGGUGAUAGUGGCCUAUGACGUUGCCCCCAAAGGCACCCUGGACCAGAUGGUAGCCCAGGUGACCCAGAGCAUCGUGUUUGUCCAGAAACAGUAUCCAGGCAACCAGGGAAUUUACCUGUGCGGACACUCAGCUGGGGCUCACCUCGCCGCCAUGAUGCUCCUGGCCAACUGGACCAAGCAUGGAGUCACGCCCAACCUCAAAGGCUUCUUCCUGGUGAGUGGGAUCUAUGACCUGGAGCCUGUCAUGCACACCUCUGAGAACACCUCUCUCCUCACAACCCUGGAGGAUGCUCAGAGGAACAGCCCACAGUGGCACCUGAAGACAGCCCCGACACAGCCUGUGGAUCCAGCCUGCCGCAUCCUGGUGACUGUGGGCCAACACGACAGCCCCGAAUUCUACCGACAGUCCAGGGAACUUUAUCAGACUCUGCGCCGAGGAGGGUGGAAAGUCUCCUUUGAAGAGCUCCAUGAUGUGGAUCACUUUGAAAUCCUUUGGAACCUAACCCAGAAGGACUACGUGCUCACCCAGCAAAGAAAACCAUCAACAAAAUGAAAAGACGACCUACUGAAUGGGAGAAAAUAUUUGUAAAUGAUACGAUGGGUAAGGGGUUAAUAUUCAAAAUAUAUAAACAGCUCAUACAACUCAACAUCAUAAAGACAAACAAGCCUAUUAAAAAAUGCGCAGAACUGAAUAGACAUUUUUCCAAAGAAGAUAUACAGAGGGCCAACAGGCACAUGAAAAGAUGCUCAACAUCACUAAUCAUCAGGGAAAUGCAAAUCAAAACCACAGUGAGGUAUCACCUCACACCUGUCAGGAUGGCCAUCAUCAAGAAGACCACAAACAAAUGUUGGCAAGGCUGUGGAGAAAAGGGAAUCCUCCUACACUGUUGGUGGAAAUGUGAAUUGGUACAGCGACUGUGGAAAACAGUAUGGAGGUUCCUCAAAAAACUGAAAAUAGAACUACCAUAUGACCCAGCAAUUCCACUCCUGGAUAUAUACCUGAAGCAAAUGAAAACAUUAAUUCGAAAAGAUACAUGCACCCCAAUAUUCACAACAGCAUUAUUUACAAUUUCCAAGAUAUGGAAGCAACCUAAGUGUCCAACAACAGAUGACUGGAUAAGGAAGAUGUGAUACACACACACACACACACACACACACACACACACACACAUAUAUAUAGACAGAAUGGAAUACUACUCAGCUAUAAAAAAAGAAUGAAAAUUUGCCAUUUUCAGCAACAUAGAUGGACUUGGAGGGCAUAAGUGAAAUGAGUCAGAGGAAGACAAAUACUGUGUGUUAUCACUUAUCUGUGGAAUCUAAACAGUAAAACAAAUUAGUUAAUAUAAAAAAAAAAGAAACAGACUCACAGAUCUAGAGAACAACCUAGUGGUUACCAGUGGGGAGAAGGAAUUUGGGAGGGGCAAGAUAGGGGCAGGAGAUUAAGAGGUAUAAACUAUUAUGUAUAAAACAAAUAAGCUGGGGCUUCCCUGGUGGCGCACUGGUUGAGAGUCCGCCUGCCGAUGCAGGGGACACGGGUUCAUGCCCCGGUCCGGGAAGAUCCCACAUGCCGCGGAGCGGCUGGGCCCGUGAGCCAUGGCCGCUGAGCCUGCGCAUCUGGAGCCUGUGCUCCACAACAGGAGAGGCCACAACAGUGAGAGGCCCACGUACCGCAAAAAAAAACAAACAAAAAAACAAAGACCCAACGCAGACAAAAACAGAUAAUUGGGGGAAAAAAACCUUAUGGAAAAGACCUAAGCAGCUGAAGUUUUCAGUAAAAUAAAAAUUUAAAUGGUAAAAGUUGGAAUAUGUUGGUGCCAAAUAGAAAAUGAAUCACAGAAAUACGUUGACUUGAUGGUGUUUGAUCCAGAAGAUAUAUAGUUUUAUUUAUUUAUUGGCCACGCCACCAGGGAUUGAACCUGUGCCCUCGGCAGUGAAAGCAUAGAGUCCUAACCACUUGACUGCGGGGGAGUUCCCUGGAAGAUAUAUAUUUUUAUACAGAUGCUAUCAGUAUUGAUAGAACUCUGAUUAAAAUAUCCUAGGAUGAAAAAGGCAGGGUCAACAUCCACCCAGACAAGAUGGCGGAGCAAACCGUGUCCUGGUCUGAUGAUUGUGAGGACAGGUUGGCAAUAUUAAAAAAUGUCAAAAGACACACACACACUUUCCCAGCAAUCCUGCUUGCAGAUGUUUAUGCUACAGGCAUAGUUGCACAUGUUUGUGUGUCUGUCUGCUGUAGUACAAUUCAUAAUAGCAAAAGAAAAAAAUUGGAGAUACCCAAUGGGAAAUUUGUUAAUUGGAAUUAGGGUAGACCAUCCAAUAAACACCAUGCAGAUAUUAUAAAACAUGUUGAGAUCUCUAGGUGCCGAUAAAGCUGAGAUGUGCUGUUACCUGAAAAGACAGGAUGCCAAGUGGUGUAUGAACACACACACACACACACACACACACACACACACACCUGGAAGUAUACAUAGAAACUGCUGAAAAGUUUCUUUCUGCUAGAGGUCUUUGGGGAGAGGAAGACUUCCUUCCCAUUGCAUGAUUUUUGCUUUUACAGCAUUGAUGUGUCACUCUUACAGUAGAGGAAAAAUGUGUUCACAAAAGUUUUGGUGAGACUAGAUGGCCAUAAGGUAAUAUCUAGCAUUGAUGUUUUAUGAUCUCAAAACAGUUUUGUCUGAUCAUCACAGUAUCCAUCAGGAUUUGUGGCCAACUAUUUGAAAAUCCAGAAAGUUCACAUAAAAAUGCAAAUUUGCCUUUGUGAUAAAUAUAUUUUUGGUCUUUGUCCCCGAUUCCUGGCACACAGCUCCUAAAAAACCUUUGGAAUCUCCAGAGUGAUAGGAGCGUCUUUUGUUCUAAUGAGCAACCCCUAGAUGCUUCUGGCUGGGGCUGCUGGCCAUAAAGACCAAGCCUUCAUUAGAAGCUUCAGAAGCUUCACUCCCAAUCUUCAGAGAGUGGAGAGGAGCUGGUGAUUCAAUUAAUCACCAAAGGCCAAUGAUUUGAUCAACCAAGCCUGUGAAACCUCUAUAAAAAC